AUGAAUCCACCAACUCUUCCCCCGACAAAGAGACGACUAGACUCGCUGAUGAGACAUUUAUUUCUUUCAAAACCUUUGCAAUAUUCAAUUACAAUGAUGUCUUCUGUGAAUAAUAAUAAUAGUAACAACAGCACAAUUUUAGAACCUCAACAAUUUUCAUCAACAUCGGAACAUGGUGAAGGAGUGAAGACACCACCAAAUGAUCACAUUAUUACAACCCAAGAAAAAACUCAUGAAAAUAAUUUCAAUAAUAACUCGGAUAAGAAAAACUCAUCGGAAAGUAAACCUGAAGAAGGAUCGAAAUUAAAAAUUGACCACAAACAAAUAAUUCAAGAUUUGGAAAGUGAUAUAUUAAAGCCAGAUCAAGCUUUAGAUAUUGCUCAUCGACUAAUUGAUAAUUCUCAAUUUGAGGAAGCAAGACAAUUUAUAUUUAAUAUUCUUGCAUUUAUUCCUUCAUCAGCUGAAGAAAAUGAUGCAUCACGAAGAGCAUAUCGGCUCGUUGCUCUGAGCUAUUAUAACAACAAUGAAUUAAAAGAAGCUCUACCAUGGUUCAGAAAAGCAGCAUUGAACUCGAAUUCUGUUCAAGAUUGGUUUAAUUUAGCAAAUACUUCUGCACAAAUUCAAGAUGAUGAUUCCAAUUUAUUACGUCUGGCAAUGUAUGCCUUUUCUCAAAUUGAGAAUCUGCACAAAGAGUCUAAUUUUCAACUCAAACCGUCUUUUUGGAUUCAACUACACUUUUUUAUUAUAUCAUUAAUGAAUGGUAAACACUACAAUGAGGCUUUUAGUGAAUUGAACAGAUUAAGGUUAGCUUACAAACGAGCCAGAUUUACAGACCCAUCAUAUUUACAAGAAAUUGGAUUACCUUCUUUUGACUCAUUCAUUAAAUUAUGCUUAACAUUAUUUAGGAGAGUUGACCGCCUAAAUCAAGGUUUUGAAUUUUUAAAACAAUUGGAGGUGGAUGAAGCAGGCAAGCAAACUAUUGAACGAAUAAUUAACGAGGUUGCAGAGUAA
Messenger RNA from Naegleria fowleri, 1011 nucleotides. RefSeq lists its product as uncharacterized. Gene Ontology annotation, molecular function: protein binding. The record is from RefSeq and is a predicted model, not a curated record. Lineage: Eukaryota; Heterolobosea; Eutetramitea; Acrasida; Naegleriidae. Bases 1 to 1011 code for a protein of 336 amino acids. The transcript has a single exon.